GGAAUUUCAGGGUGCAAAAGAACCAUAAUGAAGUGAGUCGACUGGUGUAUUGUGAACGUUGGUAAAUUUGAUCUGACAGAUUUGCAGCUGUCAGACAAUGACAGCGCGGGUUCACCAUUCAGCCAGCCGGACUCUUAUGGACAGAAAGGCACUGUAAACGCUACCCUUGCGUGAACUUGUCAUGAGAACUGUUCGCAGACACCGACCUACUACGGGCACCGAGCUGCUACUGGGACGCUGCAACCGACUUCGGAUGUCACGAGUCCGGGUGCUUCUCUUAUGUCUAUGCGGGAUGCUGGCAAUGGCUCUGACACUUGGUUUUUCUUUCUCGAGUAAUGAUACAAGCGAUGAUGAUAACGGUAUGAACGAUAUUAUACAAUUUCGUGUCCCCGACCUAAUGAGGGACAAGUUGACCCAUUAUCCACGUAGGUCCACUGUGGCACAGAUUAAGCGUCUGGUGAGCCAGGUAAAUUCAGGGAGGCUGUGGUACGCUCUCCUGAGGCCUAUCCUGGUUGAGAGACUGCCAGGGACCAGGGGCAGCCGAAGAGUGCGUGAGCACAUCUACAGCCAUCUAGAGUUCCUGUCGGCAGGUUGGUCGUUGGAGAUCGACUCCUUUAAAUCUCCUACCCCUAAGGGACUUAUCACCUUCUCCAACCUGCUAGCCGUACUGGACCCCUCAGCCCCACGCCGUCUGCUGCUGGCCUGCCACUACGACUCCAAGGCCAUGCCUCCAGCUUCCAAAACUCCAGAUGGGCCUCUCAGAAGGUUCCUAGGGGCCAGUGAUGCAGCAGUCCCCUGUGCCAUGAUACUGGAGCUGGUCACUGCUCUGGACGUCCAUCUGAAAGUGCUAAAACAACAAAAAUCUCAGGUGACAUUGCAAUUGGUUUUCUUCGAUGGUAAUGAGGCAUUUGAGCAGCAGAGCCCCUCUGACUCUCUGUACGGCUCACGUUACCUUGCCGACCAAAUGUCCCACACACCUCACCCCCCUGGAGCCCAACAUACUACCCUGUUACAUGCUUUGGACCUGUUUGUUCUGUUGGAUCUGAUUGGUGCUCCUGACCCUAUGUUUGUCAACCACUUUGACGAAACUAUGCGCUGGUUUGAUGAGUUAAUUUAUGCAGAGAGGAGGCUCCAUAAGCUGGGUCUGCUGUCCUCCCACCCCAGAGAGGUGACCUAUUUCAGGAAGGACAUUACCCUGGGCCCUGUAGAAGAUGAUCAUGUGCCCUUCCUCCAGCAGGGUGUUCCAGUACUGCACAUGAUCACUACGCCCUUCCCCUCCUUCAUGCACACUCUGGAGGAUACAGCAGAACACAUCCAUUCUCAAACUAUAGAGAACCUCACCAAGGUGCUAGUGGUUUUCUUUGCUGAAUACUUAGGACUUUGACUGUCAUUUUCUCCCAUUUUUAUUAAGUAUUACAGAUUGUAUGCCUCUUUCUCCCAACCUCCUACCUAUACCACUAGCCACUAUCCCACUUAGAUUUAAUCACGUCAUUAAUUAGUACCACAUCUGACAUGUGAGUAAAUAAUCAGACACUUUUAUCCAGAGCAACUUACAGUAGUGUUUUUAUACAUUUUCAUGCAUACUUUUUUGUUACUGGUCCUCUGUGGGAAACAAACCCUACAAACCCUGACGCUGCAAACUCCAUGCUCCACCAGCUGAGCUACAUGGGACUCACAUCACCAAGUCUUAAUACACCCAGUUUCUCCACAUCACCUACAGAACCUCAUUCUGUACCCAUGUAGUUGUAUUUUUUUCUUGAUCUGGAGCCACGUUGAAUACCAUAAAUACUAUAACGGUUGAAAUUUGGAAUGUUAUCAUAGAGGCCUUUUACAUAACCCAUCCCUCGCAUUCCCAUAAUCCAUGUGGGACUUGGAUUUAUGCAAAAACCGAAUGUUAUAUUUGAUAAUGUGCCUUUUUUAAAGAUGUUCAGUAAAUGAGGUUGUGAGCUUGAGUAGUACAUUGUUUGCCAAUGAAGGAAGGCAGAUCAUGUGGAAAAAUAAUUGGUUCAAAGGUGAUAUUCAACCGCUAUUGCACAUAUUUGUUCUCCAAAAAGUUACUUAUUGUGUAUGUUCAGCACAGGCAGUCCAGCAAUAAUAUAGCAAUACAUGUAUGCUUUGCCAAGUGCUAGAUUAUGUGGAAAAUAGUUGUGCAUGUAGCUAAUGCAUCUGAUAUGAUGUACCAUUUCUGAUAUUAAAUAGAUCAAAUAGUUAUAACUCUGGUUGUUGAAAUACACGGUAUGACUUUGUAGAAAUACAGAUAUCUUAAAGCAAUACUAGAUUUCUUUCAAUGCAUAUUAUUACUUAUACACUAAAUGAGUCAUGCACUACUGACAGGCACCAGAGCUUCCAUCCAAGUUAUCUGAUGUCCAAUGCAAAAGAUUGAUUGAGGCUAACCUCAUGUUGUAUUGCACAUGUACACAUCACCCUCACACUUUUUAAAAAUAAUUGUACUGUAUGAAAUGGAUGUGAAAACAAUGGUUGCUCUCACAAAAUUAUAUAAAUGAUAUUUUCUGAAAUAAAUAUUCUAAACUUUG
This is a messenger RNA of Esox lucius (northern pike), 2534 nucleotides long. RefSeq names its product glutaminyl-peptide cyclotransferase-like b (gene qpctlb). The record is from RefSeq and is a predicted model, not a curated record. Bases 182 to 1384 code for a protein of 400 amino acids. Lineage: Eukaryota; Metazoa; Chordata; Actinopteri; Esociformes; Esocidae. The transcript is spliced from 8 exons. Gene Ontology annotation, molecular function: zinc ion binding; glutaminyl-peptide cyclotransferase activity.